Pestalotiopsis fici W106-1 is the source of this 2103-nucleotide messenger RNA. RefSeq lists its product as uncharacterized. The transcript has a single exon. NCBI's taxonomy places the organism in Eukaryota, Fungi, Ascomycota, Sordariomycetes, Amphisphaeriales, Sporocadaceae. Gene Ontology annotation, molecular function: flavin adenine dinucleotide binding; monooxygenase activity. The record is from RefSeq and is a predicted model, not a curated record. Bases 1 to 2103 code for a protein of 700 amino acids.
AUGACUUAUUCUUCGUCGUACCAGUGGGAUGAUGAACCUAUCCGGCCCCUUGAUGCUGACAGCACAAUCGGCUGGGCCGGUGUACCGUUGUCGGACACGCUGGGGUACUACGGUGUCAUUAAGCGGCCGCAGCUCCCUACCAAUGACAUUUUGGGAUUUGUCCCAGAUUAUCUGUCUGUGGACGUUAAUCGUUUGGUUGAUUCAUUUCUCCCGGCUUUCGCACAAGCUCUCGAAGCUCAAGAUGUGGAUGCCAUCCUUAGCUACAUCCAUGACGAAGGCUUUUGGAAGGACGUGGAACUGCUCACUUGGGAUAUCCGUGCACUUGCAGGUCAUGAGAACAUCAGGCCGAUGCUUACGGAGAGACUCGCCAAAACCAUGAUCAGCAAUGUCCGCAUCAGCCCGCAUAUACCUUCAUCGUUGGAGACUCUCGGGGAGGAUUUAUCCUUCGUUUCUUUCCAUUUUGAAUUCGAUUUCAAACAUGGCACAGGCGUCGGAGUCGCACAGCUCAGCCCAAUCAAGGCCAAGACUGAUGCAGCAACCGAGCUGGCCGAUAUAGACUCGUGGAAAUUAUACACGAUUGGGACUGCCAUCAGUACCGUUGACGGAUGGGAUGCUGAGACUGGCGACAGGAUGCGAAACAGAGAGGCAAGAGUUCAUGAUCCCUUGGGUAGGGGUCGCAACUACCAAGAGCUAAGAGAAGACGAGCGUGAAUACAACAACGGCUGCGAGCCGACGGUUGUAAUUAUUGGAGCCGGACACGCUGGUCUCGCCAUGGCUGCAAGGUUGAAAGUUCUCGGGAUACCACAUUUGAUAAUCGAAAAAGAAGGCGCGGCGGGACAAAGCUGGAGCAGUCGCUACGCCUCGCUGUCUUUACAUGGACCUACCUUCACAAAUCACAUGCCGUGUCUGGCAUUUCCUCACUGGUUCCCAGAGUUUCUACCCGCACAACAGCUAUCCAAAUUUCUACAUCACUACGCCGAAAUUAUGGACCUCAAUAUUUGGACCAAGUCCAAAAUUGACGGUGAGAACGCAGUCUACCAUGAAGACGAGGGGAAAUGGACCAUUUCAGUCGAACGCGAAGACGGUAACAAGCGCAUACUCCAUCCCAAACACCUUGUGGUCGCUACUGGCAUCUCUGGCACGCUUCCCAACGUUCCCGAGAUUCCAGGCAUGAGUGACUUUGAGCAAUCUGGAGGCCUGAUUGUUCAUUCAUCCCGUUUUAGAAUAGAAUCUGACUGGGUCGGUAAGAAAUGCAUUGUUGUUGGAGCCGGGACUUCCGCUCAUGACGUCGCGUACGAGCUGAAUGAGAAUGGCUGCGAGGUAACCAUGAUCCAGCGGAGUGCGACACAUGUCAUGUCUAUAGACAGGAGCGUUCGGAAUUUCUUCAAAUCCCGCGAAAACACAAACCGCCCGGGAGGUCUUACAGUAGAUGUCGUGGACCGUUCACUUUACCUCAAGCAGCCGUAUCCGGUUGAGUAUCAGCUCCUUUGCCGUGGCCAGAAAAAGGCUCGAGAGCUCGACGCCAAGCUCCUGCAGUCGUUACGGGAUGUCGACUACCGCCUCCACGACGGAUAUCACGGCGGGGGUUCUUACUCCAUGUUUCCCUUCGACCAGGGUGGUUUCUAUUUUGACAAUGGCUGCUGCAAGCUCAUAGCAGACAAGAAGAUUGCGCUCAGACAUUCCGAGAUAGAUCAUUUCGCGGAGGGAAUUGUUGUCUACAAAGAUGGUACCAGCCAGGAGGCCGACAUCAUCAUCUUUGCCACAGGCUAUAUGCAAUCCAAAAGCCCAAUCCAGGCGCUUAUGGGUGAUGAGAUGGCGAGAAAGUGCCACGAGCGGUGGGAGAAGGGCAAUGCGCUCUUCCUUGGACCCGAGGGGGAAUCGAUCAUCCAUUUCUGCCCGCUGCCACAAAAAGGCCUUUAUGCCAUGCACCAUCAGUUUUCUUUCUGCCGAUUCCACUCGGCACGGCUCGCGCUUCGUAUCAAGGCGGAAGAAUUAGGCAUCGACGUAAUGCCCUAUCAAGGCAAGCCCAUUGGGCCGCCAAGUACUGCAGCUGGGCGUCAACCUCGACCACCUAAGACUACACAAGAAGUUAGCAUUCAUUAG